UUCUUUCUCUUUCUGGAAACUACAAGACACACAACAAGAUCCCGGCAUUACACAAUAGUGACUUUCAAUCCAUGCCUGGAUUGGUUACCUUAAAGAUGGCGCAUUGCGAAAUAAACGCAAUUGCAGACGACACAUUUUCAUCACAUACAUCGUUACUGUAUUUAGAUUUGUCGUACAACAAAAUUCUCCGAAUAACUGACAAAACAUUUGAGGGACUUACCCAUUUGGUGUCCCUGCAAAUCAGCGGGAAUCAGCAUUGCAAGUUUGAUGAAAAUGCUUUUGAUGGUCUUUCAUAUCUGCAAGAACUUUAUAUUGCCAACAUGGACUUAACUCGCAUAUCCUUAGUUAUGUUCGCAAGCUUGAAAAAUCUCAGACUUCUGGAUAUCCACGGAAACAAAAUUUGGAAAAUAGAAUUUGAUUUUAGGUCUGUAUUUCCCAAUCUGCAAUAUUUGGAUGCGUCAAAAAAUCUCCUCGAUGGAUUGUCAAAACUUCACAAUAAUUCAUUUUCAAAUCUAAACACGGCAAAACUGUCGGGAAAUCCUUUGCAAUGUAAUUGUGAAUUACGAUGGUUGAAACACGUAUCGAAAAAGGUCCUUGAUCCUGAAUAUGGCAGUGAUGCAUUAGUUUGCGCUGGACCAGAACGACUGAAAUUUGCUCCGAUUUUGCGCGUUCCGGACUUGGAGUUUAAGUGUGUCCCACCGGAAAUAAUCAACUGUACAACUGAAACAUACGUGGUGAUGGAAACGGCACCACUCCGGAUGUUGUGUGAGUUGGCAGGAGAUCCGUAUCCGGAGGUAACCUGGACGAGAUAUGAUGGAAAACAUGUGGAAUUUACUUACGAACACACUUCAAACUACUAUGUUUCUAGAACAGGAUCGUUGGAUAUUUUCAAUGUUUCAAAGGCCGAUGAAGGUACAUGGACUUUAAGUGUCACCAAUACAAUAGGUAAGACAAGCCAUCAACUCGAAGUUGAUGUAACACCAAAUACUACAUCGACAACGAACACUUCGACGGCACGUAUCACAACAGCAAAUCCGACGACAGGACCCCCAACAGUUACCUGGAUGAAAACGACAGCAGAAUGGACGACGACAACUCUAACGACACCUAUAAUCACACCAGCUUCAAACAUAACAUCUUCGAAACCGCUCGCUAACUGGCUGAGUGCAAUUGAACAAAGUACAUCUUUUCCCGGCAUCGCAGCACUUGAUACAAUGCAAGAAAAUGGGAAUUCAGCUGGAUUUACGGUAUUAAACACUGAUGAUAAAGAAACAAUGGCGGGCGAAGCUAGUGGACACCUUUACAUGAUAAUAGCAGGUGCAGUAGGAGGAGGAUUUGUCAUCGUUGUCGUACUCGUUAUCGUCGCCAUUAUCUACUGUGUCAAAAGGAAGCAGAAUACUCUGCAAGUACACAUCGGUAUCAGAUAUGACAAUGCUGUUUACUCGGCGGACGGUAUCUAG
Pecten maximus is the source of this 1460-nucleotide messenger RNA. Its product is annotated as leucine-rich repeat and fibronectin type III domain-containing protein 1-like protein. The record is from RefSeq and is a predicted model, not a curated record. NCBI's taxonomy places the organism in Eukaryota, Metazoa, Mollusca, Bivalvia, Pectinida, Pectinidae. The coding region runs from base 72 to 1460 and encodes 462 amino acids. Gene Ontology annotation, molecular function: protein binding. The transcript has a single exon.